AGAGAGAGGAAGUCUCCGUGUGGUCCCCACCUCCAGCCUGUCAAUGAACUUAACUCUCAUGCCUCUCACCACUUUCUGAAGCCUCUUUAUCUCACAAACCCCGAACUCCUCUCUCCUGUUCUCUCUUCUUCUUCUUCUUCUUCUUCCUCAUCUGCUUCCACUUCCCACCACCGCCAAAACUACUACUGCAGCAUUACCACGGCCAGCCAGCGAGCAGAAACUCUGAUUUGUUCGCCGUAUCUUUCGGGCGCCAUGGGCUCCCAGAUCUAUGGUCGCUGCUUCUUCUUCGUCUUCGCCCUCAUCCUCUCCGCCGCCUCCGCCGCAUUGCCAUCUAACAAAUCCUCCACCACGGCGGUCAACUCCAACUCCGUCCUCGUCGCCCUCCUCGACUCGCAUUACACCGAGCUGGCCGAGCUCGUCGAGAAGGCCCUCCUCCUCCAGACCCUCGAGGAGGCCGUCGGCAACCACAACGUAACCAUCUUCGCCCCCAAAAACGAGGCUUUGGAGCGCCAGCUCGACCCGGAAUUCAAGCGGUUCCUGCUCGAACCCGGCAAUCUGAAGUCCCUCCAGACCCUGCUCAUGUUCCACAUUAUCCCCAGCCGUAUCGGGUCGACCCAGUGGCCGGAUUCCGGGUCGGGUCGCCACCACAAGACCCUUUCCGGUAACCACGAGCACCUUCAUUUGACAACCCACAAGCCCACCGGCCGCAAAUCGGUUAACUCCGCACAAAUCAUCCGACCCGAUGAUGUGACCCGACCCGACGGUGUCAUCCACGGAAUCGAGAGCCUCCUGAUCCCGCGCACCGUCGAGGACGACUUCAACCGGAGGCGGAAUCUUCGGACCAUAUCCGCCAUUCAUCCCGAGGGAGCUCCCGAGGUCGACCCAAGAACCCACCGCUUGAAGAAGCCGGCUCCGGUUCCAGCCGGCGCCCCGCCUGUUCUGCCGAUUUACGACGCUUUGGCUCCCGGUCCGUCUCUAGCUCCGGCUCCCGCCCCCGGACCCGGCGGGCCCAAACAUCAUUUCGACGGUGAGAGCCAGGUGAAAGACUUCAUCCACACUCUCCUCCACUACGGUGGGUACAACGAGAUGGCAGACAUUCUGGUGAAUCUGACGUCUUUGGCGACGGAGAUGGGGCGGUUGGUUUCGGAAGGGUACGUGCUGACGGUGCUGGCGCCGAACGACGAGGCGAUGGCGAAGCUGACCACGGACCAGCUGAGCGAGCCGGGGGCGCCAGAGCAGAUUGUGUACUACCACAUCAUACCGGAGUACCAGACGGAGGAGAGUAUGUAUAAUUCGGUGAAGAGGUUCGGGAAGGUGCGGUACGACACAUUGAGGCUGCCGCAUAAAGUGGUGGCGCAGGAGGCUGAUGGGUCGGUGAAAUUCGGGCAGGGGGACGUUUCGGCGUAUUUGUUUGAUCCCGAUAUUUAUACGGACGGGAGGAUUUCGGUGCAGGGCAUUGACGGGGUGCUUUACCCGACGGAGGAGGAGGAGGCCAAAACGGAGAAGAAAUCUGCACCGGUUGUUAAGGUUGCUGCUAAGCCCAGGAGAGGGAAAUUGAUGGAAGUAGCUUGUAGAAUGCUUGGAGCUCACUUCUCUACUUGUCAAUGAAGAUGCUGGUCUCUCUCUCACUCUCUCCCUCUCUCAAAAUUAAAUUUCUCCCCCGACGAAAGAAAAAAAAAGAUGAAUGUCUUCACUGUAAACAGUAAUCGAUAAUGGUAAAUACAGUUCUUUCUUCUGCGUCGUUGUAAUUUGUUUUUCGAAACACGUUUGGUUUUUUGGGGGUAAAACAGAGUUUUGGUAAGCAUGUCAGUGUAGGAUGAUCGAUCAUGAGUCUGCAUAUUAUAUAAAGAUGAACUGAAUGAAUGUAUAAACAGAGGGAGCGUUUGGGUUGCGGGAUUUCUUUGGAUAUCCAUAUCCACCCAAACAAAAGAAUCUCCACCCCCUCUUGAUUUCUCUCCCUUGAUUUGUUAUCAAAACUGUAAUUACAUACUCAAUUUUUUAAUUAUUAUUCUUAUUUUGUUUGGGUUA
Molecule: messenger RNA, 2028 nt
Organism: Malus domestica (apple)
Lineage: Eukaryota; Viridiplantae; Streptophyta; Magnoliopsida; Rosales; Rosaceae
Product: fasciclin-like arabinogalactan protein 16
Source: RefSeq, a predicted model, not a curated record